AUGGCUCCAAUGUGGGCUCAUUCACUUCUCUGCUCAAGUAGUAUAAUACAAAAUUUCCUCAUACUACGUCCUCGCGUAUUGCUAGAGACUCCUUACAAACUAGUUUUGUGUUUCUACCAUAGCGCCAUAACACCAAGUCGACUGUCGGAAGCGGGCUUUAACGUCGUCUUCAGUGACUGGAACUCUUCCUCAACACCAAAGCUUCCGACGCAUAGCUGUUCUCAUGGGUUGAGCGGAUAUUUAGGUGGGACUGUGCGCUUGUUCCAUGCCCCCUGGGCUCACCCGGCCGACGAGUGGGAGUCGCGGCGGAUUAAGCAAGUUCAGCGCAGCCAAGCAGCGGCGUUGCAGAACAUCCGUAACUGCUGUACAUUUGAGGAGCUGCUGAAGGUCCUGCCGCCAAAGGGUAGUGCUCCCGAGCUGGUGAUCCAGGCGGCCCUGCAGGCUACCCGCGUACUGGAAUGGCCCCUGAGCGCAUCCGAUCGCCGGCUGCUGUACGACCUGCUGGAGCACCUCAGCCAGCAGUGCGCCAUCCCACUAUCCCGCAGUGAACCUCACUACCGGCACCGCAUUCCCAUCCUUAGGAAUGUGGAGGAAUACGACAUAUCUCAGCUGGCCACUUUCCUGGGUGUGUGUGCCCGGGCCCGGUACACCCCGGGGGAGCUACUGGUGCCUUUACAACACCGGCUGAUGGCCGAAAUACGUGAGCAGCGCCUGAAGAACGCGGCCGCAGCGGUUAAUGUGGCAGCGCUGGUGCGUCACCUCUCCCUGCUGCGGGCAGGUGGGAGGCAGCUGUGGAAUGCGGCGGUCGCAGCUGCGGAGGCCAGUAUGCGGCAUGCCAGCACAGCCGACGUUGCACGGAUGUUGGUGGCCUUUGGCCGGGUCAAUGUGCUGAGCAAGUUGCUAGUUAACAGGGCCAUGUCAUCGGCCCUGCCCACGAUGAAGCUGGCAGCCCCGCAGGUAAAAUGGGGAACUGGGGACGGACGUGGCCCUGCUCAUGCGCUGUCUAGCUCGGGCCAGCUAGCUGUAAACCUCAGCCUCCGAGGACCCGACUACGAUUUGAUAUCACUGGGGGAGCUGGCGAGUGCGUGCAGCGAUAUGGGCCUGGGUUCGCGCCACAAGAAUUUAUACGACUUGAUGUCGCAACUGGGGGCCAAGGCCAUGCACCGGCAGACCGCCAUGCUGGAGGCUUCUCUGCUACCUAGUGGCGUCGUGACAACAGCUGGCGUCCGCAUCUUUGAUAGCUUCAGCGGAGGGGGCGGCGGCGUGAUGCGGGCCCCGCUGUCGCAGCCGGUUGGGCCCCAGACACUGUUAACGUUAGUGGCGAGCUUGAGCCGCGUGCAGCCACCAUCACGUCAUCAACCGACGCUGCUGCGAGCCGCCUCUGCGCUGCUGGUCGCCUGGGUGCGGCGGGCGGCGGCGCGGGUUGAAGAUGUGGAGGGGGCCGACUUGGCGCGGUUGGACGAAUUGGCGGUGGUACUUGGGGCGGCGGGGCUGGAGGAGGAACGGCGGGAGCUGUUACACUUGGUGGGUGCAGGGGCUGGGCUCGGUGGGAUCAGGACUGUUGCAAGGAGUCGGCAUGGCAAGAUACGAGGAACAUCGAAAACAAGCCCUUUGAGUAUGGUCAUGGCGCAGGGCACCGGUGACGCAGGGCCAUUUGAGCAGGUUGAGUGGUUCGGCAGUGCACCAGAUGGAAUGCACCAGGCGGACGAGCUACCUUACCUGCGUGGCUCUCGCGGCUUCAGCUCUCGUACCCAAAUCACCGAGUGGCGGUUCUGCAGAGGCUGGAAGCUGAUGCGAAACAGUGCGGAGUCAGUCAACACAUUGGCAGCAUCGUUUCCCUCCCAGGGCGAUAGGAUAAGAAGCUGCCAACAGGUUUGGACCAUCAGAUGGAUUUGGUAUGACCUUCCCAUGGCCUUGAUCCUGAAGGGAUAUGAGGCGGGCGUGUUCACAAAGGGUUUCACGUGA
Volvox carteri f. nagariensis is the source of this 1965-nucleotide messenger RNA. RefSeq lists its product as uncharacterized. The record is from RefSeq and is a predicted model, not a curated record. Bases 1 to 1965 code for a protein of 654 amino acids. The transcript has 10 exons. Lineage: Eukaryota; Viridiplantae; Chlorophyta; Chlorophyceae; Chlamydomonadales; Volvocaceae.